AUCACAAGUUUCACUCAGGAAUAAACAUAUCGCCUGUAACCCGUCCUCAAACUAUCGGUUACAAGAAAGAACAACGGCCUGACACAACCAUGGACUUGGGCAAGGAACCUUCAGAAUUGAAUAGACAACUUUAUCCAGAUAUAGAGCCUUACAGUUCAGGUCUUUUGAAGGUUUCGGAUCUCCAUUGCAUCUACUGGGAGCAGUCAGGGAAUCCUGAUGGGCAUCCAGUCUUGUUUCUUCAUGGAGGGCCAGGAGGAGGAACCUCACCUAAUAACAGAAAAUUCUUUGACCCUGAAUUCUAUCGGAUCGUUCUGUUUGAUCAGAGAGGUGCUGGUAGGAGUACUCCACAUGCUUGCUUGGAGAACAACACAACAUGGGACCUCAUUGAUGAUAUUGAAAAGCUAAGAGAACACUUGGAAAUUCCAGAAUGGCAGGUUUUUGGUGGGUCAUGGGGAAGCACAUUGGCUCUUGCUUACAGCCAAUCACAUCCUGAAAAGGUUACUGGAUUGGUUCUUCGAGGCAUUUUUCUGUUACGGAAGAAGGAACUGGAUUGGUUUUAUGAGGGUGGUGCUGCAGCUAUAUUCCCUGAUGCUUGGGAGCCCUUUAGAGAUCUUAUUCCGGAAAAUGAAAGGGGCUGUUUCAUCAGUGCCUACAGCAAGAGAUUGAACUCCGAGGAUAUGAACACACAAUUUGCAGCAGCUAGAGCCUGGACCAAAUGGGAAAUGAUGACUGCCCAUCUUCUUCCAAAUGAAGAAAACAUAAAAAAAGGCGAUGAUGACAAAUUUUCAUUGGCAUUCGCAAGAAUCGAAAAUCAUUACUUUCUGAACAAGGGAUUUUUUCCUUCAGAUUCAUUCCUGUUGGACAACAUUGAGAAGAUAAGGCAUAUUACAACUAUAAUCGUACAGGGAAGAUAUGAUGUUUGCUGCCCAAUGAUGUCAGCAUGGGAGCUUCAUAAAGCAUGGCCUGAAGCAGAAUUAAAGGUCAUCCCGGAUGCAGGGCAUUCGGCCAAUGAAACAGGGAUAGCUGCUGAACUAGUUGCUGCAAAUGAGAAGCUUAAGAACAUUGUGAAGACGGAUCAGACCCUCAAGUAGCCAGUGGUGUGAAUGUGAGACAAUUUGCUGAUGCCUGAUUAUCUAGUUAAAAGGUUUGAGCAUAGCAGAGGACACAGAUUCACAUUAGCUGAUCCAUGUUCCAAGACAUUUUUCUGAUGGUCUGGUCCAGAUUAGUGUAGUUGCCCGUUGCAACAAAGGGUUGUCAAUAAUGAGGUUAACUAAUAUAGUAACCA
Messenger RNA from Telopea speciosissima, 1285 nucleotides. Its product is annotated as proline iminopeptidase. The record is from RefSeq and is a predicted model, not a curated record. Gene Ontology annotation, cellular component: cytoplasm. Gene Ontology annotation, biological process: proteolysis. Bases 90 to 1091 code for a protein of 333 amino acids. Gene Ontology annotation, molecular function: aminopeptidase activity. NCBI's taxonomy places the organism in Eukaryota, Viridiplantae, Streptophyta, Magnoliopsida, Proteales, Proteaceae. The transcript has 11 exons.